AUGAGCUCCGACUCAGCAGAAAACCACACAGCAGCUUCAGCUGAGCUGUCAAUCAGCAGCAGCAGCCUUAUCUGUCCGCCGCAGGGGCUGAUGGGAGGUCUGAGGACCCGUUAGAAACCACGCGGCCCUCGUCUGAUCUCACAGCUCGUCCUUGUUUGGCCUCUGCUGCAUCAGAGCGCCACUUCUCCCCAGGUUCACCAGAGGAAACACCACUGCACACAAUGCUUUUCCUCCCAGCUGCUGCUCUGUGCUGUCUGUGUUCAGCGCUGGUUGCCAUGGCAGCAGAGCUGAUUCAGGAGGAUUUAACAUUGACCAGGAGAGUUGAUGAAACUGUUUCCUUCAGCUGUCGAGGAACUAACCAGUGUACUGACAGUGAUGUAUACUGGUACCAGAAGAAAGACACAGACACAUUCACAAGGAUCCUUUAUAUUCAGAGGAGUGAUGGUUAUGUAUACUCAGGUUACGAUCAUCCUCAGAAAGAUGAUUUCUCAGCUGUGAAUAAACAGAACGGCUGUGAGCUGAAGAUCCAGAAAGUUAAACUCUCUCAUUCAGCCAUCUACUACUGCGCCUGUUGGAAGGAUGGAUACACAUACUCCUACUUGAUCUUUGGCUCUGGAAUUAAACUGUAUGUAACAGAUGAGGAGGUAGUGAAGCCCGUGGUGAGCGUGUACCCAGCAGCAUCCAGAGAAAACCAGGAGGAGAAGAGAUUCCUGCUGUGUGUGGCUGCGGACAUGUUUCCACCUCUGGUUCAGUUUUCCUGGAAAAGACGAAAGGAGAAUGGUCCUCUGGAGGAGCUGCCCCCUGCUAAGGAGGAGCAGCAGGAGCUCAAAGAGUCGGAAUGCAUUGCCGCCAUUAGAGUGACCGAUCAGAACGCUCUCUACACGUAUGAACACGUCUGUUACGUCCAGCACGAGACGGGCAGAGAAGAGGCCCAACUACAACAAGAGGUUUCUGCAAAGACAUCACCUCCACCAUCACGUCCACCAUCACGUCCACCAUCACGUACACCAUCAUGUCCACCAUCAUGUCCACCAUCACGUCCACCAUCAGUGUCCUUCCAGUCUCAGUGCAGGGUGAAGCUGCUCUCUUUGAUGUACACAGUGCUGAUAGUGAAGAGUCUGGUGUACUGCUGUGGACUCUCUCUGCUGAGGAUCCGCAGAAACAAGGGGCCGUCCACCUGCUGCACACAUGCUGACUGACGUUUUCUGUUGGUUUUUGCUACCAUCAAAUCUCAUCAAUUCAUCUAAUAUAUCUCUUUGAUUUGCAGUCAGAAAAGUUCAGACAUAUUGUGGUUAGUUGUAAAAGAUAUCUUUUAUGCACAGGUUAGAAACAGAAACAUCCUAAAAAUAUAAACACAUAUACAUUGUUGGGAUCACAGGGACCUCACAGAUAAAGGUUGUUAAUUGGUGAAAAUAAGUGAACCAUUAUCAUGUGAGCCAUUGAACUCAAUUAGCUAUCGGCCAACUCUGAGAAGUGUCACCGUCCAGACCCUCUCACCUGUAUUAUGGCACAA
This is a messenger RNA of Micropterus salmoides (largemouth bass), 1513 nucleotides long. RefSeq lists its product as uncharacterized. The record is from RefSeq and is a predicted model, not a curated record. NCBI's taxonomy places the organism in Eukaryota, Metazoa, Chordata, Actinopteri, Centrarchiformes, Centrarchidae. The transcript has 5 exons. The coding region runs from base 222 to 1199 and encodes 325 amino acids.